AUGCGGAGCGUGCUGGAGGGCAUGAUCUCGGUGCCCGAAUCCAUCGACCCCGACGCGCGGCGGCUACCGCCGCCGCUUCCGGGCGUCGCUAUGGAGAGUGUGCGCACGCUGGGCGGCGCGCCUCUUGGCCCGCCGCCCGGGCCAAGCACGGACGCGCGGAUCUUACCCCCCCGCUCUCCAGAAAAGGUCGCCGCGCCGCCCGAGCUGGAGGCGGCGUCCCCGCCCGAGGACGAUGCGGCGACGGACGAAGAGACGGGCAUUAUCCGCUGCAUAUGUUCGUGUGACGACGACGACGGAUUCACGAUCCAAUGCGACAAGUGCUUCGUGUGGCAGCACUGCGCGUGUUUUGGCAUGUCACAGUCCAGUGUCCCGGACGAGUACCUGUGUGAAGAGUGUGAGCCGCGCGAGGUAAAUGUAGAGUAUGCGCGCGCGCACCAGCGGCGGCGCCUCCAGGACGAGGCGCGCAAAGCGUCCGCACGGUCGAUGCGCGACGCGGCGACGACGCUGCACACCGGCGCCGCGAACGCCGCGUGGAAGGCCGCGAUGGGCGAGACGCCGCAGCCGCGCCGCCGCUCCAACGGGCGCACGUCGCCGAUGCGCGAGGAUGAGACGCCGCGCGCCAAGGCGCGGCGGAAACCUGCCAAGACACGCAAGCCGUCGACGAGCCUCCCGGCGCGCAUCCGCGCCGGAGGCGACGACGACGAGUUUGACGACGAGGCGUUUGAGAAGCUCGAGCCGUGGCAGAUCGAGUACACGCCGCUCGCUGCGAAUAUCGUGCACUCGAGCACCGUGCCGAAACUCGCGCGGCACGCGGCCGAAUGGGCGCGCACGCCGCUCGCGACCGCCGCGCAGCCGAACGGCACGCACCUCGCGCCGCUUGCGCCGCUCCGGGGAGACGAGCCGGAGGAGGGCGUGCGGUACGCGCGCCUUGGCCUCGCGCCGCUCGGCAACGAGCACGUCCCGAUCCUCAUGGAGUGUGCUUCGCUGGCCGAGUGCGCCUCACGCACGCACGUCCGCAUGAUCUCGGAGCAGGUGACGAGCAGCUUUUUUACGAAUAUCGCGCACCUGCAGCCCCUCGCGUCCGAGCCGCAAAAGAUCUGGGCGGCGUCCAAGACGUUUUGCCGCCCGGUCAUGCACGGGCUCUUUGCCGAUGCGCCCAUCGCCCCGGGCGCGUUUAUUGCCGAGUACCGUGCAGAAGUGUACGACGCGGAGACGUACCGCGCAGACCCCAUUAAUCAGUACAGCAAGAUUGGCACGGUCAAGCCGCACGUCCACCUCUUGCCCCCGCCGCUCUCGCUGGCGCUGGACGCGCGGCGGUACGGCACCGCGGUGCGCUUUGUGCGCUCGUCGUGCCAUCCGAACGCGGUGCUGCGCCCGGUGCUGCAUGCACCGCCGAGCGAGCCGCCGCGGCUGGUGUUUGGCCUGUUUGCCCUCGCCUCCAUCCCGCGGCACCACGAGGUGACGAUCGGCUGGGAGUGGGACGACGCGCACAUUGUGCACCUCCUCCCCAGCCUCGUGCAGCGCCCGUGGGCCGUCGACGGACGGCGGCACGACCGCCGCGCAGAGCUCGAGGCGUUUGCGCAGCGCGGCGAGUUUCCGUACGCCUCGACGAUCCUCGCGUCCAAGUUUAACGCGGUGGUCUCGGUGCUGCUCGGCGCGACGACGUGCGGGUGCUUUGGGCCGUCGCUUGGCGGCUCGAGCACCAAUGCGUUCCACGCCAAGCGCCAAAACUGUGCCGUGACGCAGAUGCUGCGUGUCGGCCAGGGCAUGGCGCUCUUGCACGCGGCGCCGGUCAAGAGCGGCGCAAAGAGCAAGCCGAUCACGCUCACGCCGCUCGUCGGCGCACGCCGCCAUUGGUACAGCGACGGGGACAUUGACGGACUGCGCGCAAAGCUCGCGGCGACCGACUGCAUCGUACAGCGCGUCGACGAGGACAAGCUCCAUGCGGACGUCGAGAGCGACGCGGAGAGCGUCGACUCGUGCGCAACCGAGCCGUACUCGGACGACCUCGCGUACGAGAGCGAGGCCGAGGACCCAGUCGUCGCCAAGGCGCUCGACACGCUCGACGUGCAGCACGCACAGACGCUCCUCCCGCUCAAGAAGCGCGUCGAGGGGACACGCAUCAAGGCACAGGAGCCGGAGCGGCCCAAGAAGCGCAGCGCGCGGCCGUCGCUCAUGCCAGAGCCGAGCGCAUCGAAGCGGAGCAAGGUGCGUGCGCUCCUCGACCCAAGCUCGCCAGUGUCGUCCGACGACGAAAACGCCUCGCCGUCGAAGCGCAACGGCGAGCGCCGCGAGCUCGCGCCGCUGCGCCGCGACAAGCUCAGUCCCACGCUGCUCGACGAGCGGCCCAAGAUCAAGUCGCCCAAGGCGCCGAGCAAGGCGACGCCGAACGGCAAAUCACCGACGCCGACACGAGUGCCGACGCCGCCGAGCGCCCCGGUCCGUAUGCCGACGCCGCCGAGCGCUCCAGUGCGUGUGCCGACCCCUCCGAGCGCCCCGGCGCGUGUGCCGACGCCGCCAGGGCUCGUGGCGCCCUCGCCUAGCACGCCAGUGCCCAUGGCCGAGGAGCUGACGCUGCCGACCGUGCCCACGCCCCCGACCGAGCCAACGCCGCCUAAAGAGCCGACGCCCCCGCCAAAGGAGCCGACGCCCCCGCCGCCACCGCCCAAGAAAAAGCUGUCGCUCGCCGAGUACAAGCAGCGCCUUGCGUCGCGGCGGCAGUCGGCACAAGAGGUCGACGGCGACUCACACAGCCCUACGAGCGUGCCGAGCCCGGGCGUCUCUCUAGCGUCUCCGCGCACGACACAGGCGAGCGCGCCGUCGCCGGCCGACGCGAGUUCCGCGCCGUCCGCGUCGCCCGUAUCGUUUGCGCCGACGCGCGAGGCGGUCCGCGCCGUGGUUAUUCCCAAGUCGCCGCCAGCGUCGCCGCCCGGUGCGCACGGAGCUGCGUCCGAGCGGGCGUCUGCGCCUGCGUCUGUCGAGCGCGCGGGUGCGACGGUGCCCUCUGAGCGGCUCGUUGCCGUGCCUUCGUACGGCCGCCUUCCCCCGAUCCCUAUGCACAACCGGCCGCCUAUGCACGAAAAGACGCCCGAGCGCCCCCCCGAGCGGUCUGGAGAGCGCCCCCAGGAGCCGGUAGAGCGGCCGCUGUUCGAGCGGCCAGUCGACCGCUCGCUCGAGCCCCCUCCCGACCGCUUCCUGGAUCGCUCGCCUGUUGACCGCUCCGUUGACCGCUCGUCCCUCGGCCGCUCGCCUCUCGACCGCUCGCCCGUCGAGCGGCCGCCCCCCAUCCCGCCCCCCCGACCCGACGCCCAGCACGUUUUCGAAAAUGCCGACGGCCUCGCCCAUGUCGGAAAAGUUUGCCUAUGA
Messenger RNA from Malassezia japonica, 3366 nucleotides. RefSeq lists its product as uncharacterized. The transcript is spliced from 2 exons. Bases 1 to 3366 code for a protein of 1121 amino acids. Gene Ontology annotation, biological process: regulation of DNA-templated transcription. Gene Ontology annotation, cellular component: Set3 complex; Rpd3L-Expanded complex. The record is from RefSeq and is a predicted model, not a curated record. NCBI's taxonomy places the organism in Eukaryota, Fungi, Basidiomycota, Malasseziomycetes, Malasseziales, Malasseziaceae.